Gossypium raimondii (Peruvian cotton) is the source of this 2515-nucleotide messenger RNA. RefSeq names its product protein WHAT'S THIS FACTOR 1 homolog, chloroplastic. The transcript has a single exon. The record is from RefSeq and is a predicted model, not a curated record. Bases 174 to 1421 code for a protein of 415 amino acids. Gene Ontology annotation, molecular function: RNA binding. Lineage: Eukaryota; Viridiplantae; Streptophyta; Magnoliopsida; Malvales; Malvaceae.
GUCCUAUUGGGCUUGCCUCUUGUUAACUGUUUUCAUUACUUUACUUCACCCACUAAACCCUAAAUUCUACUAUUCACAAAUUCUGCUUUGCACCCAACUUCCUACUGAGAAUUCCAAGAAUCGUUUCAAUGUUUUAGUCUGAUCAAUUGCUUUGGGGUUUCCUUUCUCCCUCGAUGAUUAUUCCAGGUAUUCUCUUCAAAUCCCAAACCAGUUUUUCUUCCAUUUCCAACCUUAAGCUUAACUUCAAAUCUUUCUUAAACCCUAAGUUCACCCUCCAAUUUAACCCCAUUUCAAGCCUCAAAGUUGUUUGGAGAAAAGAUUGGACAUUAGAUAAAGCCAUUGAAAACGAUAAACGAUACAAGCUCUGUGCCCGGGUCGUCAAGGAAGUCCUAAAGGAACCGGGUCAAGCCAUCCCACUCCGCUACGUAGACAAAAGGCGGAAGAGGUUACGCCUUAAUGUCGGAGUUAAAACCUUCAUUAACAAUAACCCGGGUCUUUUUGAUACCUACUAUGAUCGGAUUAGACCAAAAUCCAAUCUUGUCCCGUUUUUGCGGCCUAGUAAUAGGCUGAGGAAUUUCCUAGAAGAAGAAAAACGGAUUUGUGAUGAAAAUGAGGAGUUGGUUGUUUCUAAGCUUUGUAAGUUGUUGAUGAUGUCUAGAUAUAAGGUGAUUAGUGUGGAUAAAUUGGUUCAUGUGAAGAGGGAAUUUGGUUUGCCAAAUGAUUUUUUGGUUAACUUAGUGCCCAAGUAUUCGAAUUACUUUAGGUUAACAGGGUCCCCUGGAGAGGGGCAAUCGUUUCUGGAAUUGGUUGAGUGGAAUCCUGAGUUCGCUAAAUCUGUUAUCGAGCAAAGAGCAGAAGAGGAAUCCCAGUUAACAGGGAUUCGAGUUAGGCCAAAUUUUAACUAUAAGUUACCACGGGGGUUUUCUCUUAGGAAAGAAAUGAGAGAAUGGGUUAGGGAUUGGUUGGAGUUAGAUUAUAUUUCUCCAUAUGAGGAUGUGUCACAUUUGGACCAAGCCUCACGAGAAAUGGAGAAGAGGAUGGUGGCAGUUUUGCAUGAGCUGCUUUCCCUGUCAUUGUUGAAGCGGGUUCCUGUGCCGAUAUUGGGGAAGUUUACCAAUGACUACAGGUUUUCGAAUGCUUUUUCGAGUGCAUUCACGAGGCAUUCAGGGAUAUUCUAUAUGUCACUAAAAGGUGGGAUCAAGACUGCAGUGCUGAGAGAGGCAUAUAAGGGUGAUGAGUUGAUUGAUAAAGAUCCGUUACUUGGGAUAAAGGAUAAGUUUGUUGAGUUGCUGGAGGAAGGAUGGAGGGAGAGAGCCGAGAUGUUGAGGGUGCAAAGAGAACAAGUUAAGAAGGAUAUGGAAAUGAUGGCAGCAAAGAAUGGGGAAUUGAGUGAACAAAGUUGUGAAGAGGCAGAGCUCUGAGUUUGAACAGGUAAAAAGUUUGGCUUGGAGUUUGAGUUAUUGAUGAUGCUGAGCUCUAUAUUUGGUUUUGAGAGGAUUUCACUUAUCUAAUAGAACACAGUGGUUUAGAGAGGAACUACAAUGCAGGCACCUUGCACUUUUGUCCGGGAUAUCUUCAGAUUGUUGCUUGACUUUUUCAAGAACAAGGAGCAUGAAUUGGUUUUCUUAUCCAAAGUAUUGGGUCUUUGGUACUCUUCAUUUCUGUUUGGAAAAGCUGUUUCACUAGUUCAUGACUGAUUAGAAUCCAUGCUUUGUAGCUUUUCUUUGAGAAGUUAGUCCCCAUUCUAGCUUUCAACGUUUUGUUAUGGAUUAGCACUUUUACAGUACUUGUUGCAACUUCCUUCUUUGUGCGGCCUUGAAAAGAACUUGGAAAGGGUCCUUUGAAAGGGAAAGCCCAAUUCUUGUAUAAUGAAUUUCUUAGAAACCGAGCAUCAAACCUUUUUGGGUUGAAGUUGCAUGAGAAAAUCACACCUAUUUCGGCAUGUUGUAUUUAUGAGUUUGGUCAUGAUUCGCAUCAGGUGGCUGCUACCCUUGUCUUUUUUGAGUUCUUGAUGACUCAAUUUCCACAGGUUCCUCUAUGACUUUGUUUCUCGAGUUUGGGGGAACUCAGUUUUGGUUGAGUGUCCAUUGUAUUUAUUGAUUCAGAUCGGAGAUGUGGAUUUUCAUAGAGAUUCACUGCAUCAAAGGGUAUACUUAUCUUAAUGGCUAAGAGGGCGGAGAGGGACUGAAAUGGUCGUGUGAUCAUAUGGGGGUUUCUCUUUGCUUCCAUUCUAUUGACAGGGACCUGAUUCAAGCAAUGGAGGCUUGUUUCUCCUUAAUAAAGUGGUAGGUUUUACGCGUUUCAGAAUUUUGUUUUGUACGGGGUUGAGGUCCUCAAUUGCUUUCCUCGUUCUGUAUGUUUCAGAAUAUUGGUCCUCAAUUGAUGUAAUACUUUCGUUCUUUAGGAAAUAGAUGUCUAAACAAAAAGUUUAAAUAUGAUUUAAAUCCCAAUACUUUAUGUAUAUUUGGAAUUGGUUUUUUAUUUUUAGGAGUUUAUUUCUUUUGUUUUCUUGCAA